UCUAUCUAUGAUGUCACGGUUGAGGGGGCGAAGAGACAUACACCCAACCUGCUAGCCGUGGUUACGAAUCCUGGCUCCAGACAACUGAAGAUAGAUUCUGAAUACCGCACUGCACGCCCUCAUGCAGAGGUCCUACGGCAACUAUUCUUAAACAAGAUUGAUUUAACCACCGCAAUCAAAGAACUGAGCUUACUUGAUUUCAAAAAAGAUGAUACGCCAUGGGCUCUCUGGGAGCUGAUCUAUGAGGCCGCUGCCGACUUUCCUUCGAGCGAUUCCUUAUUGCUGGCCCUCUUAGUUAAAGCCGAAAAACUCGAUUCACAGCAAUCUGAGUCAGAAUCUAAAGACAUAACACGGAAAUAG
This is a messenger RNA of Penicillium soppii, 360 nucleotides long. RefSeq lists its product as uncharacterized. The annotation marks the transcript as partial. The record is from RefSeq and is a predicted model, not a curated record. The transcript has 2 exons. NCBI's taxonomy places the organism in Eukaryota, Fungi, Ascomycota, Eurotiomycetes, Eurotiales, Aspergillaceae.